GUUCAAGUCACCCAAACUACUAUUAAACCAUGUCUGAACAGCUCACUCUGUACCUUCACAAGGCCUCGCCCUUUAGCCACAAGGUCGAGCUGGCACUUAUCGAAGCCAAUGCACCCUACAAGGCCUACCAAAUCAAUCUCUUCGAUAAACCAGAGUGGUUCCUCAAAUUGAAUCCCGUUGGCGAGGUGCCCACUGUGACAUACGGGGGGCCCAGUGUCGAACCCGAGAAUCCUUCGCCGCUGUCCGCUAAAAUCGCAGAAUCGAAUGUAAUCCUCGAGUUCUUGGCGGACCUCUAUCCAGACUCUGGCCUCCUGCCAAAGGAUCCUGUUCUGCGUGCCAAAGUCCGUUUCUUCAUCAAUGCGACUACUAAACAUAUCGGGGAUUCGAGUUACGCCUUCGUCAAAGGGAGUGAGCCAUAUGCGAAUGUCCUGAAGGGGAUUGGAUUUAUUCAAGGACUUCUCGAGGAGGGCAGUGAGUUCGCGGUUGGAGAUCAUUACACCAUUGCGGAUGCGUGCAUCAUUCCGCACCUCGCAAGGCUCAAGAUCCUCGCCGAAAAUGACAUAGGGAAAUUCCCUGUUGGGAUGGGGCACAAGCUAAGCGAGGAAUUGAAGGCACCCAAGUUCGCCAAAAUCAUGAAAUACGUUCAGCGAAUGCUGGAGCGUCCGAGCUUGAAGCAAUCCUUCGAUGAGGGUUUGAUCACAUAUUUCAAGAUGGUUUUCACGGAGCGUGUACAGUGAACAUAUACAAUGACGGUAGAGAUACAUCGAAAUCUUACAAGAGCAUAGCAACUACUCCUCCAUCUCAUCUCCACUAUCAUCAUCGCUGUCACUGUCCUCACCCUCAGCAACAUCAAUGGGAUCCAAACUUAGAUCAUGAUCUGC
This is a messenger RNA of Suillus clintonianus, 881 nucleotides long. Its product is annotated as thioredoxin-like protein. NCBI's taxonomy places the organism in Eukaryota, Fungi, Basidiomycota, Agaricomycetes, Boletales, Suillaceae. The transcript has 8 exons. Bases 30 to 737 code for a protein of 235 amino acids. The record is from RefSeq and is a predicted model, not a curated record. Gene Ontology annotation, cellular component: cytoplasm.